Messenger RNA from Diospyros lotus (date-plum), 652 nucleotides. RefSeq lists its product as uncharacterized. The transcript is spliced from 2 exons. Bases 236 to 442 code for a protein of 68 amino acids. The record is from RefSeq and is a predicted model, not a curated record. Lineage: Eukaryota; Viridiplantae; Streptophyta; Magnoliopsida; Ericales; Ebenaceae.
ACCUAGGUUCCUUCCUUCCCCAUUCUGCCGACUGUGCUUUCUAGUGAAGAGUCGUUGGUCUCUCAGCCGAAGGUAGUUAUCCUCGUCGUACUGGCUGCUGCCUCGCCGACUUGCCGCUGUGUCGCCCCUCUCGCUGCCUCGCCGUCUCGCCACCGUCUGAGAGAGAGAGAGGUUUCUUCUUCUUCUUCUUCUUCUUCUUCUUCUUCAAUCGGUCUACUCUGGACGUUGGUAAAAAAUGAAGAAAGGGGUGCACCCUCAGAUGCAGUGGAUUUCUUAUGUUACCCAAAGUGGUCGGUUAAUGCAUGUCAUGAUGACCAAGAUACAUAAUGUUGGUAAAGUUUAUCAUAUUAGAGCAAGGCGACAGAUGGCUGAACGUGUUGGACAGAUUGCCAAGUUCAAGCGGCGUUAUGGACAGCCAGAAGAUGGAAAUGAAGAAAAAUGACGUCUUUAACUUGCAAAGAUAAUUAUUGGUAGCACUAUUUUUUUUUUCAGCAUUUGGGAUCGCCUUUCGCUGUGACUACUUUGUUUCCUAUAUUUCUAUGCAAGACCUUUGAAAUACAUAUGUUUUUUGUCUGGUCAAUUGGCUGGCUGCUGGUAGUUGGUGGGCUGUAUUUCAGAAUUCUUUUGAUUUUGAUGAAUAACUGUUGUGCUA